CUAUUUACCCAAUUCACUUCCUGUACAAAAAACUUUGAAAAUGGCUACUGGAGCUUUGUUCGGUGGAAAUAGUCGCUCUCAGAGCAAGAAUCUGGUUGAAUUUCGAUGUGGCAAAAUGUUUAUGAAAGAGAAAAUGGUCCACCCAGAUAAAAGGAAGGGGUUGCUCUACGUGUAUCAGGCUGAAGACUCUCUGAUGCACUUUUGUUGGAAGGACAGGGGCACCGGCACAAUCGAAGAUGAUUUGAUAAUCUUCCCAGAUGAUAUUGAGUUCAAACAUGUUACUCAGUGUACAACAGGGAGAGUCUAUGUCCUCAAGUUUAAGACAUCAAGUAGAAAGUUCUUCUUUUGGAUGCAGGAACCUAAGAACGACAAGGAUGAGGAAUACCGCAAGAAGGUUAACGAAUAUCUGAAUAAUCCACCAACUCCAGGGUCCAGUCGAGGAGCUGGACUAUCGUCUGAUUUGUCUGGACUAGGUGAUUCUGAUUUACAGAGUAUUCUCGGAGGAAUGAGCCAGCAACAACUCAUGCAGUUAUUAGGACCAAUGGGAAUGGGAGGUCCAGGUGGUGGCCUGUCUGCCCUGAUGGGAGCACGUCCUAGCAGUGCUCAAUCAACAGCCUCUGAACCACCUCUGAGAGUGCAGUCAUCUCCUGGUACCAGAGGAUCCAGUAAUGACCAACAGAGACCAGUCACUGCUGCUGCUCUACCUUCCCAGAAUACAACAGCUGCAACCACGACAACUACUACGGGGACAACAAGUACUACAGCAGGGGCUGCCACUACAACCUCUACAGGGGGCAGCAAAACACCAAUACAACUCAGUGAUUUACAGAAUAUACUCUCUAGUAUGAAUGUGCCUACAACGCCUAAAGAAAGUGUAGAUUUAGUUCAGGCUUUAAAUCCUGAGUCCAUGAUUCCAAUACUUGCCAACGCAGAGGUCCAGGAAAGACUAGUCAAAUUCCUACCUGAAGGUGAAACUCUACCCAAAACAGAACAGGAACUGAGAAACACUAUCCAGUCACCUCAAUUUCAACAGGCAUUGUCAUCAUUUAGUGCAGCAUUACUAUCAGGACAGUUAGGUCCUCUGAUGUCACAGUUUGGUCUCGGUGAAGAUGUGGCCAAUGCUGCAGCUCAAGGAGAUCUUGGUGCUUUCGUCAAAGCCAUGCAAGAACAGCAAAAGAAAAAAGAUUCAGAUGAUGAUAAAAUGGACACUAAAUAAUUUUGUUGAUGUUUUGUUUAUGAGUAUUCUUAAAAUUGUGAUGUUCUGAUUACACAUAUUAUUUAACAUGAGUGUUUUAUAUUUCUUAAUAAGCAGCUUGGUGACCCUCUACUUAUCCUGUAUAAAGAUACUGUGGCUUCAUUAUUAUUAUUCGUUGGAUAUCAUUUUAUGUGAAUUACGUGGAACAGAUAAACCACGAAAUAAAUUGUUCAACGAAUUUUCUGUAGUCUUGAAUUCAGAUUUCA
Messenger RNA from Mytilus trossulus (common blue mussel), 1461 nucleotides. Its product is annotated as proteasomal ubiquitin receptor ADRM1-like. Gene Ontology annotation, cellular component: nucleus; proteasome regulatory particle, lid subcomplex; cytoplasm. The record is from RefSeq and is a predicted model, not a curated record. Lineage: Eukaryota; Metazoa; Mollusca; Bivalvia; Mytilida; Mytilidae. Gene Ontology annotation, molecular function: proteasome binding; endopeptidase activator activity. Bases 41 to 1216 code for a protein of 391 amino acids. The transcript is spliced from 11 exons.